Aspergillus sclerotioniger CBS 115572 is the source of this 1484-nucleotide messenger RNA. Its product is annotated as sterigmatocystin biosynthesis dehydrogenase stcV. NCBI's taxonomy places the organism in Eukaryota, Fungi, Ascomycota, Eurotiomycetes, Eurotiales, Aspergillaceae. The transcript has 5 exons. The record is from RefSeq and is a predicted model, not a curated record. Bases 265 to 1416 code for a protein of 383 amino acids.
GAAGGCAGCAGCUGCGUCGUCAUGAACACCGGAGCAAACAGCGGGAUUAUGGGCGCUACAGCCAUUGAUGCAUCCAGGCAUCCAAAGGUAUACGCAUUUUGACGCAGCCAAGUGUCCAAUGGAAUUAUUGCAUAUGUCCGCUUCCUUGAUUGACCAUGUCGUAGAGAAAGCGAUAUAAGUAGGCAGUCAUAUCACCAGCUAUGUCUCCAUACUUUCUCAAAUUCCCAUCCUCGACACAUCUAUCAUAUUUCUGCCAUAGUCAACAUGUCUGACUUUUUUACUCCUCCUAAGCCUAAGAGUCUCCUGGGUUUCCACCAGGUGCUAUCUCCCACCGGCGGUAUCAAGGUAUCCCCAUUAUGCUUAGGCUCCAUGAACUUUGGAACGGCUUGGGAGAGCUACAUGGGCGAAUGCAGCAAGGAAAAUUCCUUCGCAAUCAUGGAUACAUUCUUUGAAAAUGGUGGCAAUUUUAUCGAUAGCGCCAACGCCUACCACGACGGCCAAUCCGAACAAUGGAUCGGAGAAUGGAUGAAGCAACGCGGAAACCGAGACCAAAUGGUCAUCGCAACCAAAUACACAACCGGCUGCCGCCGCGCCCACGCCGCCACCGAGCCCAUCCAGUCCAACUUUGUCGGCAACUCCAUCAAAUCCAUGCACUUAUCCGUCAAACAGAGUCUCGAGAACCUUCAAACCGACUACAUCGACAUUCUCUACGUCCACUGGUGGGACUUCACCACCAGCGUGGCGGAGGUCAUGCACGGUCUCAACGCGCUCGUCCUGGCCGGGAAGGUCCUCUAUCUCGGUAUCUCGGAUACCCCGGCUUGGGUGGUAGUCAAGGCGAAUGAAUAUGCGCGCUCAAAUGGACUACGAACAUUCUCCGUCUACCAGGGUAGAUGGAGCGCGGCGGUCCGAGAUGUAGAGAGUGAGAUUGUGCCCAUGUGUCGGGAUCAGGGGUUGGCAAUUGCCCCAUUUGCGUCCCUGGGUCAGGGACGAUUUCGGUCUGCGGAACAACGGCAGGAAGAAUAUAAGGGUUCUGCACGGGGAGCGGUGCAGACGGAGGCGGAUAUUAAGAUCUCCGAUGCGUUGGAGGAGAUUGCUAAGCGGAGGGGGACUACCAUUCAUGCUAUUGCCCUCGCAUGGAUCCGCUUCAAAACACCCUACGUCUUCCCUAUCAUCGGACAACGUAAAGUCGAGCAUCUGAAGGCUAACAUCGAAGCACUGAAGAUCGAUCUGUCGAAGGAGGAGAUGGAUGAGAUUGACAACGCCACUGCAUUUGAUCCCGGCUUCCCAAUGAACUUCAUUCUUGGUGAUAGGUUCAGUACCUCGUUCACCGCGGCGGAUGUUUCGGCGACGAGAUGGACCGCUUAUAUCGAUGCUCCUACUCCGGCAAUGCCGGUGAGACCGCGGAAGGAUUUCUAGGUCGAUGAGAUGGUCUGCAUAUAGUUCGUCGUAUAGUUAAAUUGAUAUAAAUUGAAUUUGGAAUGUGG